Papaver somniferum (opium poppy) is the source of this 758-nucleotide messenger RNA. RefSeq names its product translationally-controlled tumor protein homolog. Gene Ontology annotation, cellular component: cytoplasm. The transcript has a single exon. The record is from RefSeq and is a predicted model, not a curated record. Lineage: Eukaryota; Viridiplantae; Streptophyta; Magnoliopsida; Ranunculales; Papaveraceae. Gene Ontology annotation, molecular function: calcium ion binding. The coding region runs from base 39 to 545 and encodes 168 amino acids.
CAGAUUUUUAGGAGCAAUCCGGGAGAAAUUUAACAAAGAUGCUUGUCUACCAGGAUCUUCUUACAGGUGAUGAGCUUCUCUCGGAUUCGUUUCCUUACGAGGAAAUUGUAGACGGAAUGUUAUGGCAAGUUGAGGGGAAGUGGGUUGUUCAAGGAGCUGUUGAUGUGAACAUUGGUGCUAAUCCUUCUGCUGAAGGUGCUGAUGCUGAUGAGGGUGUUGAUGACACAGCCGUGAAAUGUGUUGAUAUCGUCGACACUUUCAGACUCCAGGAACAACCAACUUUUGACAAGAAAGAAUUCGUUGCAUGCAUCAAGCGCUUCAUCAAGACUAUUACACCCAAGCUGAGUGAAGAGGAGAAAACAAAAUUCAACAAUGGUAUAGCGGCAGCAACCAAGUAUCUUCUUUCAAAGCUCAAGGACUUGCAAUUUUUCGUGGGGGAGAGCAUGCACGAUGAUGCCACAAUGGUGUUUGCAUAUUACAAGGAAGGUGCUGCUGAUCCCACCUUCCUCUACUUUGCCCACUCUCUGAAGGAAAUCGAGUGUUGAGCCCAGAUCGGGUAGUCUAUUUAUUAUGGGUCAUUAUCUUUUUUUCUCCCAGUGUUUUCUUUUUUUGAUUUCAAGACUAAGAAUAACUCUCUGGUGAAUUAGAGAGCAUGUCCUGGUCAUGUUUAAAUUUACUCUUAUGAAACAGUUUCAAGGAAAAAAAAAAAUUCUAAUCUGAGUUUCAGUUCCAUGGUUACAAAAAAAAAAAAAAAAAAG